Molecule: messenger RNA, 648 nt
Organism: Bufo bufo (common toad)
Lineage: Eukaryota; Metazoa; Chordata; Amphibia; Anura; Bufonidae
Gene: MUSTN1
Product: musculoskeletal, embryonic nuclear protein 1
Exons: 3
Coding region: 143-385 (80 amino acids)
Biological process (GO): chondrocyte proliferation; chondrocyte differentiation; tissue regeneration
Cellular component (GO): nucleus
Source: RefSeq, a predicted model, not a curated record
GGGAAAAUACUUUGUGUGUAAACACCCACUACCCACGUCACCCCCUUCCCUACAUAUAUAGAUGCAGCUGUCAAGCAGUGGACUGCAGAACCCUCUCUGUGGCACUGCGCCUUGUGUGUUAUUUAACCAGUUGUGAGCAGAAAUGUCCCAACCACAGGAUGCCCCAAUUAAAAAGAAGAGGCCAAAGGUGAAGGAGGAAGAUCUCAAAGGAGCCAAAGAUAAGCUUGGGAAACAAACUCCAAUCAAAUCCAAGACAUACCAAGUUAUGAAGGAGUGUGAACAAUCUGGAUGCACCGCUCCAUCCGUCUUCAGUCAAGUCAGAACAGGAACAGAGACGGCCUUUGAUAAGGAAAAGCCAGCACCAGCAAAAAGUGUGUUUGGAUGAUGCUUUAUGGAAUGGACCGUGUGCAAAGUCUUACAUUCUACAGUUUUCUACCAGUUGCAUUUGAAAUAGCUUGUGGUGUAUGGAUAUAAAUGCAAAUUCCUUCUUUGUAGCCUUGAGGCUAUCUCUUUCCAUGGCCUCCAAACGCCUCUUGCACAUGACCGUAUGGCUUUUUCAGUAUUUUGCGGUCCGCAAAAAACAUGGAUGACGUCCGUGUGCAUUCCGUUUUUUGCGGAACGGAACAGCUGGCCCCUGAUAGAACAGUA